AUGAACUUUGAAAAAGGCUCAGUUCAACUUGCUCUGUCGCACAGUCCUGAUUCAUCCGUUGGAGUCUUGCUACGUGGUCGACUAUCCAAAAUCCUGGGAGUUAGCGAAAAGGGCAGAAAUAACGCCAAGGAGGCUGUGGAAAAGUUCAAAUCGGCGAGGGACGAUUUUCAAGCAUUUUUGAAGGGAGAAAACGCGACUGAGUUCAAUAAGUUGGAGCUGGCGUCGAUGCUGUAUCUACUGGGAAGUACAGUCAACGAUCAAGAACUGUUUCAGAAAAGUAGUGAUUUGUGCAAUGAAAUAAAAGAGCGAGGGCUAAGCCCAUCAUCGACGCUGCUUUUGGCACAGAACCAACUCCGAUUAGGACGAGUACAGACUGGAAAAAACGUCCUCAUGGAUCUCGUCGGUCAUAAAAACAACCCUCUCAGUGCAGUUGCGUUCCGAUUUUACCUUGAGCACCUGAUCGAUUUCGUGACAAAUCAGGUGGAAGAGCAAGAAGAUGCCAUACCCGAGCUCGAGGAGCUAGAAUCCUUGCUGGCGAUUGUGGAUGACUCAUCAGAAUCGAUCAACGAAGAGCUUCGAAAAACCGUCAGAAGAAAUCCAGAAGGGGUGAAAAAAUUCAUCCAAAUUUGCCUCAUCAACAAAAAUUUCCGCCUUCUUAAGUUUUUAUCCAUCAUGCUUUGA
Oikopleura dioica is the source of this 681-nucleotide messenger RNA. The record is from the annotation of a GenBank genome assembly. NCBI's taxonomy places the organism in Eukaryota, Metazoa, Chordata, Appendicularia, Copelata, Oikopleuridae.